AUGGCUCUCAUCAAGUUCCUCAUCACCGCCCUCGCGGCCACCCUCAUGUUCACUUCGUCCGUCCUGGCCAACCCAAUUCCGGCCCUCACUGCCGUGACCACCCCAGACACCACUGCCAACCACCUCGAGAAACAAGCUGCUUUGGGAUCGUCAGUGCCUCUUGAUCCAGUGGGGUGUGUCUCCCUCUCUGUCUGGUUGCUAGGAGCCCAGUCACUCUCGAUUCACCCGGCGAGGGCGUGGCACAUGCUCCGGCUCUCAGACAUGGGAAUGGAAUCGAUGCUUGUGUGCAGAUCUGGUUUGCUGGCACUUAAUUCUCGUGCGGUGGAUUCCUACGUUGUAGAGUCAUCAUGA
Messenger RNA from Pseudogymnoascus destructans, 351 nucleotides. RefSeq lists its product as uncharacterized. The record is from RefSeq and is a predicted model, not a curated record. NCBI's taxonomy places the organism in Eukaryota, Fungi, Ascomycota, Leotiomycetes, Thelebolales, Thelebolaceae. Bases 1 to 351 code for a protein of 116 amino acids. The transcript has 2 exons.